AGUCCAUUGUCCUAGGUGUCGCCAAGGACUUCCGACUCACCUGCAGAUAAGUCAUCCUUAUCUACAUGUGAUACGAAUCUGCUUAUAUAAUCACAUCUUCUGAAAAGUGCUUGCCCAGAGCACGCUCACGCUGCUUGAUCGUGUCGCGUCCACCCUCAAUCUCCAGAAAUUUGAACAACCACGAGAACGCGCAAACUCAACACCUGCGAUAGCAUUGCUUUACAACAUCACAUUCUCCAGCCCCGAGCGUGCUGGAUGAUUUCGUGCCUACUAUUCUACCUACAGAGCACCCUGCUUGGAUCGCGAUAGCUCAGGGUGAUCUUGUGAGGUCACUUCCAAAGAUGGUCUCGUCUAGGAAGAGAGGACGACAGGAGAUGGAAGAUGUCGAGCCCCCGAAAGAACCCAGUCUCUUGGAGCGCAUUCGAAAUAUGUGGGAGUUCGCCAACUUGGCACAAUGGAUAUUCACAUUCGGCCGAGCGGUGAAGAUCGAUGAGAAUCUGGAUAUCGAGGACUUGGAAAUGGAAUGCCUGAAGCCUCACUCUACACUACUGGCAGAGAUCGGUCUCGCGCUUCUUAAAUUUGUGUCAUCCCACAGAGGCCUUACCCCCGAGAUUUUCGACGAGUAUACUCGCAGACAAUAUGUUGCAAAAGCACCAGAACGAAAUCCUUUUGGCGUUGAGGAGGUUCCCAAGGGUUUCAAGGACUUCGAUGUCUUCCAAAAGGUAUAUCAUGGAGAUGGCGAGGAGGAAAUAUGAGACUAAUCACACUUCUCAGAUUCGAGUUCUACAGCAACUUACAAUAUGGACUAUGGGUAACCCUGAUCGUAUUCGAGAGCGAAUGGAGGAACAAAAGGAUACUGAGCAGACACUAUGGGUAUGCCACAGGAAGAUAUCUUACGGCAAGGGGCUAACAGUGGAAAUAGAGAAUUGAGCCCUUUGGUUGGGACUCUGAAGAUCGGACAUAUAUAGUACUUGAUGAUAACCGCCUAUAUCGACGUACGGAUCCUCCCCCACCCCCUCCAGCCCCGAAGCCCAAGAAGAACACCAAGAAGGGGAAAGCUUCUCGUCGAGCAAGUAAACGCAGAAAGGUUUCCGAGACAGUUGAGAGUGAAACCGAACAGGCCGACAAUGCCGAGCCCGAGGACAAUGGUAUAGUCGAGAAGGAAGAUGAUGGCUUUGGCGGAAUGGUAUGGGAGUGUAUUGCCGUGACUCUAGACGAGUUCAAUGCCUUCACGGCCUCGCUGGACAAGACUCGGGAUGCCAACGAGAAGGUUUUGAGGAAGCGAAUCGUUGAUGAUGUCCUGCCAUUACUUGAGAAACAAGAGGAGUCCAGGAAACGAAAGCAGGCACAGAAGGAACGCGAGCUUUUGAACCUUGAGAAGCUUGCGACUGCCAAAAGAUCGAGCAGAAUUGCCGGUAAAAUAGAGCAACAGAAACACGAAGAGGAGGUGCGCGAAGCCGAGCGCAAGAAGGCGGCGGAGAUUGCAAUGGCGAAGAAGGAACAGGAGAAGUGGCAGAAGUUGGAAAAGGAAAGGGAAUCCAGGAUGCAAACCCGUGAGCAGCGUCUCAGAGAGCGAGAUGCGCGCCGCAUUCUCCAUGAGGAAGAGCUCGCCAGCCUGUCGGACAAUAGCAAGAAGGUUGAGGCUGGAGAAGGCCGACUUUCAGAACGUCACAUCAAGGCCGAGAUCGAACGAAAGAAGAAGGCUCUUGAAGAACUCGAAGAGGAAGAGGACUGGAUCUUUGAUUGUAUAUGCGGAGCUUACGGUCAGAUUGAUGAUGGGACUCACAGUAUAGCAUGUGAUAAAUGCAACAUAUGGCAACAUAGCAAAUGUGUGGGUGUUAAGGAAGCCGAGGCGGAUCGCGAGGAUUUUACAUUCAUUUGCACAACUUGCAAGCGUCGUGCGGAGGAUGCUGAACGAGCCAAGAAUCAACCCCCGAUCAAGAUCAAGAUUCGCCCCGGGUCAUCUUCCUCACAAGCAAAGUCCAAGCAGAACGGGUCCCCCGCCGCCAUUACCAAUACCAAUGGAAACGCGAAUCCUGGCUCUUCACCCCAGAAGGCCGGAUAUUCUUCCCCUGCUGUUCACGUGUCGCCCAUACAGUUCCCGAGACAGAAUGGAUUCCCGACCCUUCAGCCUGGAUUUCCGUCUUUGGAGAACACUCCCGUGCAACGACAACCAGUAUUGCAACCUCCUCAAAGCAAUGGUUAUCAGUCUUCUCCUCAACGCCCAGAUCAGCGUAUCAACUCGACCACGUCCAACGGCAGCUAUUCUGGACCUUACGGGCCACCUCAAGUCAACACUGGCACCCCAGUUCAACAUCUAUAUAGCUCCUCGAGACCAGCAAGCUCACAUGCGUUCUCGUCGCCGCAUCCACACAGUCCAACCAGCUUACCCCCGCCAGGGCAGCCGCCGAUGUUUACAUUUGUAAGUGGUGGCGCUUCACAGCAGGUAUCGCCAAACCAGACAACGCGUUACACUCCAGGGCAGCCGGGACCUGCCAGAUACUUUCAGGCUCAGGGUACUCCAUCGAACUCAGGCAACUAUAUUUACGGAACAGCCUCCUCAUCUCACAUGAUGAAUGGACCUCGUCCGGGCUCCCGUGACAGUGGUCACCGUCGUAGUUCAUUCAACAUUCCGUCACCACUUGCAGGUGUACCAGUCCUCACCCCGAGCAAUAAGCCGCCUCCUCAAAUGGCACCUAUUUCAAAUAGUCCACCUACAAACAGCACCACAGCCACAGAACCCAUCAAGUCGUCUCCUCCUCGUCCAUCUUCCCAAGGGCUAUCAACUACAAUAGACUCAGGUCACGCUUCUGCACUACCCUCCGCCGCAACUGGCCUGUCUCCUACCAAACAUUCACCUCCUCGCCCAGUGUCGAAUGGAAGCUUUGGCUCGGCUACUCCCUCGAUCCUACCACCAGUUGCCUCAUUAUCACCAAGUCCCCAGCACCAGAAUCUUUCUCCGCCAAUCAAGCCAGCUGAUGGUCCAAGACCCACCGGCCAGAUUGCAGGUCAAUGAAACUGCAAUACGAAUCUAAGAUUCACAAAGGUCUCCUGAAAAAUGUCAACAUUGUCAAGAGGCUUUGCACGCAAAUGAUCAGUACAUUUUCUUUUUGCCCAAUGAAGGGCUGUAUCAAAAGCCGCAUGUUAGUCUUCAUGAGAUCUAACUUCUCUUUGUAUGGAUGUCUACGUUUUCUCCUUAUUCUGCAUGAUGGUUUGGUCUUCAGCGAUAUGUUUUCCUUUAAAUGAUGAGGCAAGCACAGGCAGGCGGGCGGGCAAGCCGCCAGGAUGAAUGCGACGAAUUAGGGCCUUUGCUUCUCUUGUGGAAAGGAGAAGAAAGAAACAUAACACUCCUUUGCAUGUUUCGGUGAAGUGGGUAUCAGAAAGGGAUGGAUCGUUUGAUUGAAGGAUGUGAGCGAUAGACCGUCUUGCCUGCAUUUGCAUUUGCAUAAUUGAAUGUGGGUACCAUUGAUGAUAGAGGCGGAAUAAACAAACCAAUGUAUUAAAUAAUGUACUGCUACGGGCCAAUGAAUAGAGGAUA
This is a messenger RNA of Cadophora gregata, 3538 nucleotides long. RefSeq lists its product as uncharacterized. Bases 1184 to 3016 code for a protein of 610 amino acids. Lineage: Eukaryota; Fungi; Ascomycota; Leotiomycetes; Helotiales; Ploettnerulaceae. Gene Ontology annotation, cellular component: RSF complex. Gene Ontology annotation, biological process: regulation of DNA-templated transcription. The record is from RefSeq and is a predicted model, not a curated record. The transcript has 3 exons.